Gryllus bimaculatus (two-spotted cricket) is the source of this 747-nucleotide messenger RNA. The record is from the annotation of a GenBank genome assembly. Lineage: Eukaryota; Metazoa; Arthropoda; Insecta; Orthoptera; Gryllidae.
AUGCCUCUUCCCAUGAUGGCCGCCGGCGUCCAGAAGGCCCUCACUCCUCCCCGCCCGCUGCGCCGCCCUCGCCCCGCCCCUGCACUUUCGCAGAAGGAGAGGCGCGACGGUGGUGCUAUUUACUGCGCCGGGAGUUUCGCUCCGUGCGGAGAGGAGCGUUUGUGUUGGCGGCUGAAUGAAACCCAGCUGAGCCGGCGUUCGCUGCUUGGAGGCCCCACUUCGCUGCCGGAGCCUUCGCGCGGCGCGGCGCCGCCCUCUGCCUCGCUCCUUCAUCCGGCGGCGGCGGCGGCGGCGGCGGCGGCGACGGCGGCGGGCGGUGGCGGUGGCAGCGGUGGUGUGUGGAUGGUGGCGUCGGAGGCCAUGAUGCUGACGGUGGUGGUGGUGGUGACGGCGGCAAUGCUGACAGCAAUUGGUGGUGGUGUCGGUGGCGACGGCGACGGUGUGGCGUGGAGUCGGCAGUCUUAUGAGAAAAGGAAGGGCUUUGAAGUGGAAGGGAUAAGGGUAAAGGGCGUAUGGGGCGCCAAGGAUGUCCGCACUAAAGUGGGAGCUGGUGACGUGGGUUGGAGGGGUGGAGGAGACGGAGUGGAAGAAUGCGAAGCGAUAGCAUGGGAGAAGAUGAUGUUGGGUAAGAAUGGAGACGGCAUUGCUGUCCAGGAGAUGGAGGAAAAGGGGCAAUGGAUCUCCAAAACACCAAAGCAGUGGGCGUUGUUGAAAUGUGGAAAGCGAGAACGACGUCGCACGUUGUAG